AUGAGCCUUGCUGGCUCAACUAUUCAAGCGUAUCGACAGCGCAAAAUCGAGUCGCUUGCGAAAAUGUCGAACAUGUCGCAAGAGGACGUGGCGACCGGCUUGCGAACCGUCCAACAGGGUCUCGAAGCGCUCCGCGACGAGCAUUCGGCCAUCUCGACGACGCUCGAAGCGUCCGUCAAAGGUGUGAAGGACGAUGAAGCGCCGCUGCCGAAGGAGAAGCUUUGCCAGAUCAACGACAAUCUUGAAAAGCUUGUGACAAGUCUUGACGAGACAUCGCUAAUGCUCAUGGUGUUCCAAUUGACGCAAUCGAUGGACGCCCAACAGCAGAAAUAUCAGGCGCAACGGCGCCGCCUGUGUCAGGAGAACGCGUGGCUUCGCGAUGAGCUCAGCUCGACACAGACGAAAUUGCAGCAAUCCGAGCAGAUGGUCGCCCAACUUGAGGAGGAGAACAAACAUCUGAAGUACAUGGCAUCGAUCAAACAGUUCGACGAUGGUUCACAGGCUGAAGCGAAGACUGCUGAUAGUGGUCCGCAGCCGGUGUCCAACGAAACACUUCAGGAAUUGGGAUUCGGACCGGAGGACGAGGAAGAUAUGAAUGCUAGUCAAUUUAAUCAGCCGACACCGGCGCAUUCGAUGGCGGCGUCGGCGAAUGUUGGCUACGAGAUUCCCGCGCGACUUCGGACCCUCCACAAUUUGGUGAUCCAAUAUGCUUCACAAGGGCGUUAUGAGGUCGCCGUGCCGCUUUGCAAGCAGGCUUUGGAGGAUUUGGAGAAGACGAGCGGACACGAUCAUCCUGAUGUCGCCACGAUGCUUAAUAUUCUUGCGCUUGUUUAUAGAGAUCAGAACAAGUACAAAGAGGCGGCGAAUUUGUUGAACGAGGCGCUCGCGAUUCGCGAGAAAUGCCUCGGCGAGAACCAUCCGGCGGUCGCCGCCACACUCAACAAUUUGGCGGUGUUGUUCGGCAAACGCGGCAAAUUCAAAGACGCCGAGCCGUUGUGUAAACGCGCGUUGGAGAUUCGCGAGAAGGUGCUCGGAAACGAUCAUCCCGAUGUGGCGAAACAGCUCAACAAUCUCGCGUUGCUCUGCCAGAAUCAGGGAAAAUACGAGGAGGUUGAGAAAUAUUACAAACGCGCACUAGAGAUUUAUGAGAGCAAAUUGGGACCGGAUGAUCCGAACGUGGCAAAAACGAAAAACAACCUCUCAUCGGCCUAUUUGAAGCAGGGCAAGUACAAAGAAGCCGAAGAAUUGUACAAGCAGAUUCUGACGAGAGCGCACGAGCGCGAAUUCGGCCAAAUCAGCGGCGACAACAAGCCGAUAUGGCAGAUCGCCGAAGAGCGCGAAGAGAAUAAGCAUAAAGGCGAGCCGGCGGUGGCCGAUCAGGCCGGAUGGGCGAAAGCGGCGAAAGUCGAUUCGCCGACGGUGACGACGACGCUCAAGAAUCUCGGCGCGUUGUACCGACGGCAGGGCAAAUACGAGGCGGCUGAGACGCUUGAAGAUGUGGCGUUGCGAGCCAAAAAACAGCAUGAGCCGAUUCGUGGCGGCGGCGGCGGCGGUCUCGACGAGAUGACACAAUCGAUGAUCUCGUCGUCGAUGGGUCGAUCGCAGAUGACGGCGAGCGUCUCGCAAACGGGAAUCAAGAAUAAGCUGCUCAGCGCGCUUGGAUUGAACAACUAA
Caenorhabditis bovis is the source of this 1674-nucleotide messenger RNA. NCBI's taxonomy places the organism in Eukaryota, Metazoa, Nematoda, Chromadorea, Rhabditida, Rhabditidae. The record is from the annotation of a GenBank genome assembly.